Molecule: messenger RNA, 474 nt
Organism: Aspergillus ruber CBS 135680
Lineage: Eukaryota; Fungi; Ascomycota; Eurotiomycetes; Eurotiales; Aspergillaceae
Exons: 2
Coding region: 1-474 (157 amino acids)
Molecular function (GO): oxidoreductase activity
Source: RefSeq, a predicted model, not a curated record
AUGCGUGCCCAGAAAUCCGGCGUCGUUGCAGGCCUAGGCUCGAUAAGCGGCUGGUCCGGCGUUCCGGCCGCAGGUCUAUACUGCGCGACCAAAGCCGCAGUCGCCAUCUACACUGAGGGGUUGCGUGAUGAAUUUGCUGAAUUCGGUAUACAGACGACAUGCAUUGGGCCGGGGUUCUUCCGUACCAGUGUUCUUGUUGAUGAUGAUGGGAAUAAGGUGCGGAUUAAGGGGCGUAUUAAAGAGUUGGAGAGUGUUACGAAGCGGACUGGUGAGAUGCUGAAGAAUUAUAAUCAAUAUCAGCCCGGGUAUCCGGUCAAGGGGGCGCAGGUUAUUGUUGAGACAUUGACGGGGACUGGACGUUGUAAGGGACAGGAUGCGGUGCGGGCUAUAAGAGCAGCUAUUGAAAGGAAUCGCGAGGGACUGGAUUUGUGGAAGGAUUUGGCAGCGACGACAUACUGUGAUGAUGUGCAGUAA